AAUUGGGGAAUAUUCUCUAAGCGUGGGGCAUUUUAGGGUUUAUGGCGGGGGUGGAGGACGAUUCUCCUCCGGCGCUCAGCGCCCACGCGCUGGAGGCUUUGCGGGAUUUCAUGCGGGAGAGGGAUUGCGGCGGUGCUGGCGACGGCGGCGAGGGUAGCGUUGGCGAGGAUUGGGGCUUGAGCCAGUUCUGGUACGAUGAUUUUACCGCUCGGAUCGUGGCCGAGGAGGUCGUUAGGGUGAUUGGCGAUGCGCCAGAGCGCUCGGUAGCGUGCAUCGCAUGCCCGUCGCUCUAUACGAUGCUCAAGAAGAUCUAUCCAGGCAUUAGAGCGCAUCUCUUCGAAUACGAUCGUCGUUUCGCUCGUCAUGGCAGUGACUUCACUUACUACGACUACAACCAUCCGGAGGAUUUGCCUAGACAUUUCGAGCACCGUUUCUACGUCGUCGCUGCUGAUCCUCCCUACCUUAGCGAGGAGUGCCUUGAGAAGACCACCCGGGCAGUGCAGUUCCUGUCCGAGGACCAUCAGAAAAGUCCAGUCCUCUUGUUGACAGGAUCGGUGCAGCAAGAACGGGCUUUCUUCCUCCUGGGAGUACAGCCGUGCGGCUUCAGGCCGGCUCACAAGCACAAGCUCGGGAACGAGUUUAAGCUCUACACGAACUACGACCCCGGGGACAAUGUAAGAGGCUGGGAGCUCAAAGAGUGACAGUAUGGCACUUUGUUUUCGUGGCCCCUGUCCAAUCACUGGUGACGUUCUCGGGCCUGGGACAGCAAAGGAUAAGGUGCUCCGUCGUCAUCUCCUCGUUCUACGUCAGCAAGGUCCAAGCCCCGAAUCGUUUGACAAAGUGCUGGGGUAGUCCUCUCUACUAGUGCUCUGGCAGCUGAGCAACGCCACGAAAGUAGUUCCAGGCGCCUGAAGAGACGUGCCUUUCUCGUCGCUUCCAAGAGUCAAGAUUUUACUCUGUGGACGGAGGAGUCUGCUCCAAGCUCGUGAAGGAGGUCAGGACAUCUUAUCCUUGGCUGAAAGUCCGAGCAUCUGAACAUCCUCUCGUACCAAUGCCAGGACUUUUAAGAGCGUC
Messenger RNA from Selaginella moellendorffii, 1074 nucleotides. Its product is annotated as EEF1A lysine methyltransferase 1. The record is from RefSeq and is a predicted model, not a curated record. Lineage: Eukaryota; Viridiplantae; Streptophyta; Lycopodiopsida; Selaginellales; Selaginellaceae. The transcript is spliced from 6 exons. The coding region runs from base 42 to 701 and encodes 219 amino acids. Gene Ontology annotation, molecular function: protein-lysine N-methyltransferase activity.